Salmo salar (Atlantic salmon) is the source of this 3181-nucleotide messenger RNA. RefSeq names its product H-2 class I histocompatibility antigen, Q10 alpha chain. Lineage: Eukaryota; Metazoa; Chordata; Actinopteri; Salmoniformes; Salmonidae. Gene Ontology annotation, cellular component: external side of plasma membrane. The record is from RefSeq and is a predicted model, not a curated record. Gene Ontology annotation, biological process: immune response.
GGAAACUGAAAUGUCCAAUUUGCUAACAUUGAACACGGCACGUAUAACUAACUACAACCAGUUAGCAAGGCAGAAAUGUCCCAUUUCCGAAUAGUACUUGAACGCGGCAGUAAUUAGUUGUUGCAGACCCGACUUUGUGGAGGUUGGGGCUCCAACAUAUACUGUACCUCGCAAGGAAACUGCAAAACAAGUAGUUCACAGGAUGUAUACGUUUAUGUUAUUUGUUUUUUAUUUCUCGACGGAAUGUAUUGUUCAGAGCCAAAGCGAGAUCUACUCUCUGAAUUACAUCUACACUGCCCUCUCAAAGCCAGUUGAAUUGCCUGGUAUCCAUGAGUUCACUGCCAUGGGUCUGAUGAAUAACAGACAGAUCGACUACUAUGACAGUGUGGAUAAAAAGAAGAUUCCCAAACAGGACUGGAUGAGGGACAAGCUGCCAGCAGAUUACUGGGAAAAAGGCACUCAGUCACGCAAGAGCAAGGAGCAGUGGUUCAAAGUCAACGUCAACAUCCUGAUGGAACGCAUGAGGCACAACAACACUGGUGUCCGUAUCCUUCAGUGGAAGCAUGGAUGUGAGGUUGACAAACAGCCAGACGGCACAUUGAAAUUCAUAAAGGGCACUGACCAAUACAGCUAUGAUGGUGACGACUUCCUGGCCUUUGAUGAUGUCACUAUGCAGUGGGUGGCACCAGUUGAUCAAGCUCUGCCGACUAAGAGGAAGUGGGACGGGGUGCAGAUCCUCAACCAGUACACCAAGGGCUACCUGGAGAAGGAGUGUGUGGACUGGCUGUCCAAAUUCAUGGAAUAUGGGGAGAAACAUUUCAGUAGCGCUGACUCCCCUCCAGAUAUCAAUGUUUUUGCUAAUAAGGCCAAAACUGCAGGAAAUGUCCACCUGACCUGCAUGGCAACAGGUUUCUAUCCCAAAGAUGUGAUAAUUCAUUUUAAGAAGAAUGGGGUCCAACUGACCGAAGACGAUGGAGUACUGUCGACAGGAGCCCGACCCAAUAAUGAUGACACCUACCAGAUCAGGAUUAGUGUGCAGAUCCCAGAGGCAGACAAGCAAACCUAUGAAUGCUCUGUUAGCCAUAUAACGUUGGUGCAGCCAAUUGUGGUAAAAUGGGAUGGAACAUGCCGUGAUUUUAGCCAAUCCACAGUUCCUAUCAUUGCUAUCAUCAUCAUUGGUGGUUCUGUUGCCAUUGGCAUAAUUAUCGUGCUGUUUCUUUCGAAGAAGGGCAAAAUAUGUGCUGGUAAUACAGGAGCUCCACCACCUACUGGGAUCCAGGCCUCUCUAAUUGGCAAUGGGAAUGGAGCGACCAAUUUGAACAUGAUCUACACACCAAGCAAUGGGAAUGGAGCGACCAAUUAUAACAUGAUCCACACACCAAGCAAUGGGAAUGGAGCGACCAAUUAUAACAUGAUCCACACACCAAGCAAUGGGAAUGGAGCGACCAAUUGUAACAUGAUCCACACACCAAGCAAUGGGAAUGGAGCGACCAAUUUGAACAUUACCACCACACCAAUGACAAUGGAUGGCGCUAGCAGCACUUCCUCUGACUCUGGUCAAGGCAUAAAUGAACAUCUAGAGAGAGAGGCAAUGCUGACAAAUGGAGUAGGCGAAGAUGGUGGAAGUAGCAACUCAUCAGACUCUGGUAAAGGCAGCCAGAAGGAAAGGUCUUCAGACGGAGCCAGUGAGGAGGAAGUUAAGACGCCGAUGCUGCUUAAUUGAAGUGGCUAGAUGACUUGGUGGCCUAACUUCCGGACCGGUCAAUUCAUUUCAUAUUAUGGCUAUUGAUAAUGCUUGUUAUUCAGUUACACUGCUAAAUUCUUAUAAGUUUGUGAUGGAAAUGAUAGUUACUUAUAGUUACAGUUAGUAUGUGCUGAAAAGUACUGCAUUUAAUAGUGUUUGCUGUUCUUCAGUAAGGUUCUGUACUUCCAAAUACACUCAAUAGUGUGUGGUUAGGUACCGGUCGGGUCGAUGUGUACAUUUCUCUUCAAUGAAUUUAUUCUGUCGUACAUUUCAUGUUUUACUGUUACACUGGAUGUUACUGAAGGCAUCUUUACGGUAUUUGUAUCAGUCUUCAUGGAUUGUAACUAGACCUGUACUAGAUCAGGGUUAUAUAGGCCUAGAAGUAUACUGUAUGUUAGUAUGUUUUCAUUCCUCCGGUCUCUGCCCAAUCGGUGACAAACCUUUCUUUUAAAUAACAUUUCAAAAGAGUUAGCGAAAAAUUUUGAGUAACAAAAAAGCUGUACAACACAUUUACUGUGUUUCAUGACUGUUUUUACAUUUACAUUUUAGUCAUUUAGCAGACACUCUUAUCCAGAGCGAUUUACAGUAGCAAAUGCAUACAUUUCAUACUUUUUUUUUCUUUUUCGUACUGGUCCCCCGUGGGAAUCGAAUCCACAACCCUGGCGUUGCAAACACCAUGCUCUACCAACUGAGCCACACGGGAACCAUAUUGUAUUGUAUUGUAUAUCUUGUUUUAAGUUCCUGCAAAUAUAUAUAAAAAAAUAUGUUUAAUAUUGUGGAGUAUUGUUAAUACUUUUGGUAUUUGCAAUAUAAUAUUUUAAGAUUGUUUAUUUCAACCAUUUCAAUGGGUUGCUAAGCUAAGACAAAGCUACACUCUUGAAUUAAUAUGUAGUGGAAUUUCUGUUAAUAUCACAUUGUAAACAUUGUUUUAUCGAGGACACAAAUAAUCCCAACAUGUCGUCUUGAAGCGCAGGAUUUAAAUAGUUUCUCUUAUCCCAGAAACCUGGUCAGCGUUUUUUUUUAAAGGGGCUCUUGUUUUAUUUCAAUAAUUUUGCAUGGCAUUGCUCUGUUACUAUGUACUGACCAGUAUGUUACAUCACUUAUUACAUGCCCACGGAUGCACGCAGAACACACACACACACACAAUGGUUAUAACCUGUACAUGCUUCUGAAAUCUCCUGUAUGAUUUUUUUUUUAUGACAUUUUUUUUAAUGAUGUUUUUUGAACAUUCUAUCAUUCAAAAUAGGGUCUACCAUAUAUAUGUACAGUGGAUUUAGAAAAUAUUCAGACCCCUUCACUUUUUCCACAUUUUGUUACUUUACAGCCUUAUUUUAAAAUUGAUUAAAUAGUUUUUUCCCCCUCAACAAUCUACACACAAUACCCCAUACUGAUGAAGCAAAAAUGUAUUAUAAAUAAAAAACUGAAAUAUCACAUUUA